Molecule: messenger RNA, 3083 nt
Organism: Diorhabda carinulata
Lineage: Eukaryota; Metazoa; Arthropoda; Insecta; Coleoptera; Chrysomelidae
Product: solute carrier organic anion transporter family member 2A1-like
Exons: 7
Coding region: 63-2414 (783 amino acids)
Biological process (GO): sodium-independent organic anion transport; transmembrane transport
Cellular component (GO): membrane
Molecular function (GO): protein binding
Source: RefSeq, a predicted model, not a curated record
AGAUUACACCAGGUACUCAACUAUAGGAUAGCAGAUAUGCACUUUUGAAUACAGUGUUAAAAAUGGUUCAUCCAACGAGUUUAUUAAGAUCAGAUUCUGACGGGGCUCAGCGUUUUGCUGCUCCGGUAGAAAAUUAUUGGAAUGAAAUCGAUUGUGGUAUAAAAGCGUUGCCAUGCUUGGCAGAGAGGUUGCAGUUGCAAAAAUUAGCGAAAUUAUCAGUUUUUGUGACAGUGCUUUCGAUAAUAGGAUACUUGCGUGGUCUUAUUGUUGCUUAUAUGAAUGGUACUUCGCAACUUUGGAUUAAACAUUACAAUUUCCCCAGUUUUGCCACAAACUGGAUGACAGUUUCUAACGAAGUGUUUAAUGGUUUGUUAGCACUUUGUAUUUCUUAUUGGGGUGCUCGUCUACACAGAUCUUCUUGGAUAGGAGGUUUCACAAUGGUGAUAGCGGUUUCAGGUGCAACUUUAACCAUUCCAGAAAUUUACCAUCCGUUUACUGGUGUAGAAAUUACCAAUACAAUUAUAGGUCCAAGUUUGUGUGGGGAUCCAAAUGGACAAAAAUCUAGUAACAAUACAAGCUUUGUGACAUUUGAUGAAGUUACUUUUGGUUAUUAUAUUAUUUUCGAAUUAAUUUUUGGAAUAAUGACGGUUUCAUUCAUUACACAUGGUUUGUCUUAUAUCGACGAUCAUACCUCAGCCAAACAUAGUCCUGUAUUGAUAGGUGUAAUCUUGGCAGCACAUGAAUUUGGAAAAUUUGGAGGGAUAUACUGUUCUUGGUCUCCUUUCAUUUUACACAUAAGUGGAAUCUUUAUUUCACCAAUAUGGUUAACUGUAAUCAUAGUAACGUUUUUGGCUGGAUUUGUCAUGGUACUUUUCCCUACAGAACUUCCAAGUAUGGUGCUGAAAAAAUCGGUGAAUGACUUGGUGAAUAUAGCUUCUGGAGGUAAUCGAACGGAAGAAAAAACUAAUAUUGAUGGUUUCUUUAGGACGGUAUGGAAUUUAAUCAAUAACAAUAUUCUACUCCUUAACGUCAUGUCUUUAACUUUGUUACAAUCUGCGAUGAUUAACUUUGGUUUAUCCGAGAAAUAUUUCAAUCAAUCAAAAUAUCACGUUUCUAUAGAAGAGGAUACUUCAGGUUAUACGGAUCCUAGCAUCAUGCAGUUCACUACCAAUCUUCUGCGACAACCUUUCGUAUCUGUAUGUUUGAUAACUUCUGGAUUUUUCAUGGCAAAACUAAGACCUAGACUAAAAUACUUAGUUUCUUGGAAUAUAACUGCUGUUAUUUUGGUGAUAAUGAUAUUCUCAAGCACUGCUUUUUUAAAUUGUAACCAUCAAAUUCAAAACGAACAUAAACAUUCCAUAACAAUUCCGUAUUGUAGUAGUCACUGCGGAUGUCCUGUCGAAGAAUCAUUUCAACCAGUAUGUGUAGAUGGAAAAACAUAUUUUUCACCUUGCUUAGCAGGGUGUAGAAAUUUCACCUCAGCUACUUUGGUAUAUGAUAAUUGUUCUUGUGGUAUCACUGUUACUGAAGGAUCCUGUGAUGAAGAAAAUUGCAAGUUCAUAUUAGCAUUAGCUCAAGUAAACAAAAUUAUAAUAAAUGGAAUAGUUGCUAGUGCUCUCCUCGUAAAUAUUAUAAUUAUCAUGAGAGUUGUAAGAAGACAAGACAAAGCAACAGCACUGGGAUUAGAGUUGACAUUUUUUGGAAUAGUACCUUACGUACCAAUCAAAAUAAUUUAUCACUUCAUUAUUGACCGAUUUUGUGAAAUUAAAAGUGAAAAAGGUUGUCAAUACUUUUCCGAUAAUUUUCCAUUGGCUGUAUCGUUAAUAACAAUUGGUCUAAUGGUAUGCGCUGUUUUUCUAUUAAUAGCCUUAUUUUUCAUUGCGAAAAAAAAUAAUAAGAACGAGAAAAAUUAUAAUUCUGAUUAUGAGUUGAACGGAUUCAACGAAAAUGUUACAAAUAAUAAUAAUUCACAAAUAAUCAUCUCAGAAGAACAAAUACCUUUCGUUAAUCAGUCUAGACGGAAUCCACCAUUAUCUAGACAAGAACGAAUUCAAUCUUACAUAGAAGAAGGAGAAUUAGUACCACCGCUUCUACCUCCCAAAAAGAAGAAUACUAAACAAAGAAAAAUCCUUACGAAUACUCCGAGUACAAGCACUAAUAGCAACAUUUCUGAAAACACAAAUAAAAAAACGGAUAUAUCAAGACCUGGUUCACGUACAAGUAACAGAAGGAACUCGAAAGCUUCAGCAGAAUCCGAUAUGUCUUCUUUAUACAGAUUUGCAGACUCUAUAGAGAAUCUAGACGACAAUUCUUCUCAAUCGUCCAAGGUAAAAAGUCCAAGAUCAAGUAGGAAAAUAGACCACGAACCUAAAUUGAGUUUGAACUCCUCAGAAGUAAUGGAAACGGAAUUUUAACGGUCGACGAACAUUUUUGAAAAUGCUCUCUGAUUAAUAUUUGGUCGAAUAGUAUUGAAAUAAGAUGCAAGUUUUGAAGGGAUAUAAAUAGUAAUUUAUUUUAUUUUGUGAUAUAAUUUUGUAUAGAAAAAAUUAAAUUUUAUGUAUUGGAUGUAGUAGAACUUUUUACUUCUGCUCAAAUACAGUACCGUAUCCAGCUAGCGUUAUGAACGAUCUAAAAUUUCAUUGUGGCGUUUUUGAAAGAAUUAUUAAACAAACUGAAAUCUACUUAAAUGGUGCAGAUAAAGGUCACGAAAAAAUUCUGUUGACCUUCAACGCCAAAAUUUUGAGAAAUCAUUAACAAAUAAAAGAAAUUGAUUCUCUUUGAAAAGUAGGUAAGUCAAUGGAUUUCCAUUGGAGAAAAACCAACAGAAAAAAAAAUGAAAUCCGUCCCUUAAGAAUUUUUUAUUCACGUGACAUCUAAACUUACAGAAAUGAAAUAAGAUCGAUUAUAUCAAUAGUCUGUCCCCUCAUUGGAAUUUUCCUUUAAAUAAAUGUUUAUCAAGGCAUAUGUGUUGAUGAUAAUGACAUUUGAAUAGGCUACAACUGAAAUUAUUUACUAUUGUAUAUAUUAUUCUUAAGUUGUUUGUAACCAAAUACCUUUAAAAACAGAUAAUAAAAUAAAACCAA